Messenger RNA from Nilaparvata lugens (brown planthopper), 1946 nucleotides. It is a transcript of the gene Hel25E, whose product is annotated as ATP-dependent RNA helicase WM6. Lineage: Eukaryota; Metazoa; Arthropoda; Insecta; Hemiptera; Delphacidae. Gene Ontology annotation, biological process: mRNA export from nucleus; mRNA splicing, via spliceosome. The coding region runs from base 179 to 1312 and encodes 377 amino acids. Gene Ontology annotation, molecular function: ATP binding; RNA helicase activity; RNA binding. The transcript has 12 exons. The record is from RefSeq and is a predicted model, not a curated record.
GAAAACGUGAACAAGCAAGCAAGAAAGCUUCCACUUCCAAGCCAAGCCUACAAGUUUUCUUCUUUAUUUGUGAAGCAAAGAGGAACAUACAAAAAAACUAUUCGUUCCUGUUCUUUGUGUGUAACUGGUUGAAUUGUGCUAGUAUUACUAGAAUUCUAAACCAUCUUCCAUUUAAAAGAUGGCUGACAACGAUGAUCUUUUGGACUACGAAGAUGAAGAGCAGCCAGAGAAUACCGUAGUUGAUGGAUCAGGAGACGCAGCACCUAAAAAGGAAGUGAAGGGAAACUAUGUAUCAAUUCACAGUUCCGGUUUCAGAGAUUUCCUUCUGAAACCUGAAAUUUUGAGAGCAAUCCUUGACUGUGGUUUUGAACAUCCAUCUGAAGUGCAACAUGAAUGUAUUCCUCAAGCUGUACUUGGAAUGGACAUAUUGUGUCAAGCGAAAUCCGGUAUGGGAAAAACUGCUGUAUUUGUGUUGGCGACAUUACAGCAAAUUGAACCAACUGACAACCAAGUCAGUGUAUUGGUCAUGUGUCAUACCAGAGAGCUUGCAUUCCAAAUCAGCAAAGAGUAUGAACGAUUUUCGAAAUGUAUGCCAAACAUCAAGGUUGGAGUUUUCUUCGGCGGACUGCCGAUUCAGAGGGAUGAGGAGACGUUGAAAUUGAACUGUCCUCACAUCGUGGUUGGAACACCCGGACGAAUUUUGGCGUUGGUACGCAACAAGAAGCUGGACCUCAAGCAUCUCAAGCACUUUGUCCUUGACGAAUGUGACAAAAUGUUGGAACUGUUAGAUAUGCGAAGAGAUGUGCAGGAAAUAUUCCGAAACACGCCGCACAGCAAACAAGUCAUGAUGUUCAGUGCAACUCUCAGCAAAGAAAUUCGUCCAGUCUGCAAGAAAUUCAUGCAAGAUCCGAUGGAAGUGUACGUUGAUGACGAGGCCAAGCUGACGCUUCACGGCCUGCAGCAGCACUAUGUCAAACUCAAAGAAAACGAAAAGAACAAAAAGUUAUUUGAAUUACUUGACAUACUUGAAUUCAACCAGGUUGUUAUAUUUGUGAAGUCAGUGCAGCGCUGCAUGGCCCUAUCGCAACUCCUAACAGAGCAGAACUUCCCUGCAGUGGCCAUUCACCGUGGCAUGACACAAGAAGAACGAUUGAAGAAAUAUCAAGAGUUCAAAGAGUUCCUAAAGCGAAUUUUGGUAGCAACGAAUCUGUUUGGCAGAGGAAUGGAUAUUGAGAGAGUCAACAUUGUAUUCAACUAUGACAUGCCUGAGGAUUCAGACACUUACCUGCAGUGGCCAUUCACCGUGGCAUGACACAAGAAGAACGAUUGAAGAAAUAUCAAGAGUUCAAAGAGUUCCUAAAGCGAAUUUUGGUAGCAACGAAUCUGUUUGGCAGAGGAAUGGAUAUUGAGAGAGUCAACAUUGUAUUCAACUAUGACAUGCCUGAGGAUUCAGACACUUACCUGCAUCGUGUAGCCAGGGCAGGACGAUUCGGAACAAAGGGAUUAGCCAUCACCUUUGUGAGCGAUGAGAAUGAUGCGAAAAUCCUGAACGAUGUCCAAGAUAGAUUCGAUGUCAACAUUACUGAACUACCUGACGAAAUCGACCUCUCUUCAUACAUUGAAGGACGAUAGGUGCUUCCUCACCGUACAAUGUUCUUAACCAGCAGUCGAGCUAUUUCUAAGGAACUCCGUAAUAAUACAGGAGAUGUUAGAUUAAUUUUACUUUUAUUCUGCCUGAUCUUAAUUUAAAUUAGUUGACUCACCUAUUGAUGUGUGUUGUAUUUUUCACUAUAGCAUGAUUUGAAUAAGAUAAAAAUACAUUUCCACUUUGUGUUAUUGAAUCGAUGUAAAUCAAUAUUUUAAUUACUUUUUUGUACAAGUGAUAUGAUUUGUUUGUUCUAUGAACAAAUUGCAUUUUCGAAUAAUAUCAUCGUAUGUCAUUCUAA